AUGGGGAAGGGAACUUGCUCGAGAUUGGCGGAGGCGUGGCAGUGCGGUGAAAGCCGCCUGAACCGAACUAUAUCACAGAGCCGGGUGGGCUGCUAUUUCAAGCUCGAGGCCAGAAAAACGACGUUCACUAAAGAGCUUCGUGCCGGCCUCGCUACCUUCCUCACCAUGGCUUACAUCAUCUCCGUCAACUCCUCUAUCCUCACCGACUCAGGUGGGCCGUGCACUAUCCAUGACUGCACCGCUGACCCGCAUAUCCAACCCGGCCCAAUCCCGGACUGCCGCCUCCAGCGCAACCCGGGCUAUGAUCGCUGCCUCGCGGAAACCAAAAGCGACCUCGUUGUCGCGACUGCCGCUGCCGCCGCCAUCGGUUCCAUUGCCAUGGGUGUCUUCGCGAAUCUUCCCCUCGCCCUCGCCCCCGGAAUGGGCGCCAACGCAUUUUUCACCUUCAACAUGGUCGGCUUUCACGGCACCGGCCCGCUCACCUACGGUGCAGCGCUUGCAGCCGUCAUGCUCGAAGGCGUGCUCUUCCUCACCAUCUCUGCCCUCGGCCUCCGUGGCCGCCUCUCCCGCCUGAUCCCGCGAGGCAUACGCCUAGCCUCAGCAGCGGGAAUUGGCAUUUUCCUAGCCUUCACUGGUCUCCAGGCUGGCCAGGGCGUCGGGCUUGUAGGGCCCAGUGUAUCAACCCUCGUGACUCUCUCCGCUGGCGCGCUCGAGCGUCCCGCCUUCUGGCUCGGUGCCGCAGGGUUCGUGCUCGCCGCCUUCUGCCUUGCACGCGGGCUAAAGGGUGGGAUGAUUUACAGCAUCGUAUUCGUCACCGUAGUUUCAUGGUUCCGUAGGACCCAAGUCACUAUCUUCCCUCUUACCCCCACCGGGGAGGCGGCAUACGCCCACUUCUGCCGCGUGGUCGAUUUGCAUAAAAUAAAGCGCACGGCUGGGAUGGUGGAUUUCAAAGGACUGAAAAGCAGGGCAGCUUUGGUCCCGCUGCUCACCCUUCUGUAUGUUGACAUUCUCGACACGACAGGGUCUAUGUACUCGAUGGCCGAGUACGCGGGAUUCGCGGACGAAAAAGGGGGGUUCGAAGGGGAGUACAAUGCGUUUUUGGUUGACGCUGGGUCCACGAUCGUGGGUGCCGCAAUGGGGACGACGACGAUGACUACGUACAUAGAGUCGACGGCAGGGAUAAAGGAAGGGGGAAGAACAGGGUUAACGUCUGUGGCAACAGCGGUGUGCUUUGUGGCGGCGAUAUUCUUCACGCCGGUGUUGACGAGCGUGCCGAAUUGGGCAGUUGGGCCAGCGCUUGUGAUGGUGGGGAUGAUGAUGAUGAAGUUGGUUAAGGAGAUUGAGUGGGGGGAGGCGAAGGAAGCGGUGCCAGCGUUUCUGACGAUGAUAUUGAUGCCGCUGACAUUUUCGAUUGCGAAUGGGAUAAUUGCGGGGAUAGCCGUUCACAUUGUGAUGAAUUUGUAUGAAUAUGGGGAAGUUGCGGCGAGGUGGGUGUGUAGAGCGAGGGUGGCUGUUGGAGAGGGGAGAAAUCAGGUGUCCGCAGCAGCUGGGGAUGUUCAGGCAGCGGCGGUGCUGCCGCCUGUUUGAUGAAACGUCGUGUUCGUUUUCAGUGACUGUUAAAAAAGAAGAAUGCUUUUUCUAUCCACUAUGUGAUAUGGCCAACGAGCUCCCCAUAUGCCAACCGCAGUCUUGAUAGAGAAAUGUAGCGCGUUUAACGUGCGCUAAUCUGCGUUGGAUGGAUGAAUCUGAAUUGUAAUGUUAGGUAUGAGUCCAUAUCAAGGUGGAGAGCCAUUUAUCUGUUGCUAAUAUGCUUAGUUAUUAGA
Messenger RNA from Dendrobium catenatum, 1823 nucleotides. RefSeq names its product adenine/guanine permease AZG2. The transcript has a single exon. Gene Ontology annotation, molecular function: purine nucleobase transmembrane transporter activity. Gene Ontology annotation, cellular component: plasma membrane. NCBI's taxonomy places the organism in Eukaryota, Viridiplantae, Streptophyta, Magnoliopsida, Asparagales, Orchidaceae. Gene Ontology annotation, biological process: transmembrane transport. Bases 1 to 1587 code for a protein of 528 amino acids. The record is from RefSeq and is a predicted model, not a curated record.